AUGUCCGACACUGAAGAACCCACCUCCCCCGUCGCCGAGGUCGCCGAGGCCGACGAAGUUGAAGUCUCUGGAGAUGCCGCAUCCAAGGGUCAAAUGUCCGUUCUCGAUGCUUUGAAGGGCGUUCUCAAGCUUGCGCUGAUGCACGAUGGUCUUGCCCGUGGUCUGCGUGAGGCUUCCAAGGCUCUGGACAGACGCCAAGCACACAUGUGCGUCUUGAACGAGGCUUGCGAAGAGGAGGCGUACAAGAAGUUGGUUGUUGCGCUAUGCUCAGAGCACAAGAUCCCCUUGAUCAAGGUUCCUGAUGGAAAGCAAUUGGGCGAGUGGGCUGGUUUGUGUGUGUUGGACCGUGAGGGAAACGCACGCAAGGUUGUCAACUGCUCUUGCGUUGUUGUCAAGGAUUGGGGUGAGGAGUCCCAGGAGCGAUCCAUCCUCCUCAACUACUUCCAGACCGAGCAGUAA
Messenger RNA from Amorphotheca resinae ATCC 22711, 459 nucleotides. RefSeq lists its product as hypothetical. Lineage: Eukaryota; Fungi; Ascomycota; Leotiomycetes; Helotiales; Amorphothecaceae. The coding region runs from base 1 to 459 and encodes 152 amino acids. The record is from RefSeq and is a predicted model, not a curated record. Gene Ontology annotation, biological process: translation. The transcript has 3 exons. Gene Ontology annotation, molecular function: structural constituent of ribosome. Gene Ontology annotation, cellular component: cytosolic small ribosomal subunit; ribosome.